ACUGGACGGAGGUUGCGUGGAGGAUAACAGAGCGACAUACUAUAAUUGCAGUGUUGUGACCCAUCAUGGCAGAGGGAGAGGCGGAAUGGGAGCUGUGCAAAGAGAACAUUCAGCCACUGAGACGGGGUCGGGCUAUCUCAGCCUUGCACCAAGCACUCAGCCAGCAGCAGGAGGGGUCGAACUAUGCUGCCAUCCAACAACAGAGACAGGCUUUUGAGUCCGAACUGCGAAUGUACAAUGGAGACGAUCCACUUGAUGUUUGGGAUAGGUACAUAAGAUGGACACAGGAGACCUAUCCUCAGGGUGGAAAGGAGAGUAACUUGUCUGUGCUUUUAGAGAGAGCUGUUAUGCGUUUUGUUGAUGAGAAGAACUAUCACAAUGACAUUCGCUAUGUCAACCUCUGGAUCAAAUUUGCUGAGAACAGCACAGAGCCCCUAGAUUUUUACACCUAUAUGCAUGGGCAGGGAAUUGGAGUCAAGCAGGCAGCCUUCUACAUUGCCUGGUCUGAAGAGUUUGAAAAGCGCGGCAAUUGUAGGAGGGCAGAUGCCAUAUACCAGGAGGGCUUGUCGUGUGGGGCCGAACCUUGUGAUAAACUACAGCAACACCACAAGGGUUUCCAGGCACGUGUGUCCCGGCAAGUGAUGUCAAGCAUGACAGGUGGAGGGACAGAGGAAGACAGCCCUGAACCAGCACAGCCCCAGAGAGCUUCACUGGUGGACCUGAAGCACAGGGGGAAGAAAAAGGCAAUUGCCCCCAUUAAUAGAACCGGGGCCUCUGUCAGCCGUAACCGUGGCCUCAACCUGCAGUUGCCUGCUGCUGCUCAUAAUAGCCAGAAUAGCCGGAUAACAGUGUUUGAUGAAAGCCAGGCUGCCGCGGCAGAGUCUUUAGAACCCAGGGGGGACCAGUGGAUGGCGCCACCCGCAGCUAGGGCCAAGGAGAAUGAACUCAUGCCUGAGAAGUGGACCAAUGUUAAGAUGCCUCAGAAGUCCAGGUUUGGCCACAGCGUUGUGGCUCCGCCCAGCAAGCCAAACUUCCAGCCUUUUGUCGAGGAGUCCGAUCAGCCUCCAGCUGUGACCCCAUGUAAGAUAAACCCAGCAGUGAACACAGUGCUGUCUGCAAGGAAGCCUGCCAAGGAGGAGACUCCUCUGGAGCGUCUGCAGGAACACCAGCAGCAGCAGCUGCAGGUCGCAGGGCAGACGCGGGAGCAAAGCAUGUACUGCAAGGAGCUGCUGCUCAGUGGCGCCACCGAGUUCUGCUUUGAGGAACUGCGCGCAGAACGCUACCGGAAAAAGGAGGCCAAGGAACUGGAAGAUAAAGAGUUCGAGCUGAGAAAUAUUAAGGAGGAGCUGCGGCGAAAGAUUGAGGUCAAGCAAAGGUUGCUUUUGGAGGACAGUCAACAUAUAGGUGCUGGACAUCAGGCACAAUCUGUAGUUCAGAGUGAUGAUCAUAUGGAGGACUGUAGGCCUGGAACCUCGUCAUCUUUGCCACAGGGGUCCACCUUGGGGUUCCAAGUUUACGAUGAAUCCAAGGCCAGCUCUUCAGCAGUUUGCCGACCAAACGUACAUGAUGACGUCAGCACAGCUAGCACAGCUGCCAGGUCGGAACAGAUUCGAGCGGAUGAAGCAGAGGCGAAGCCUGUGCCUUUCGCCAUAUUUGAUGAAAGCGGCACUUGUGAGCAGCCGCAAGAAGUGGCACCUGCGGUUGUGUCCAAACCUUCCAAAGCGCGCAAACCUUUGACUGCCAUACUGAAACCCCUUGGGGAUGUACCCACGGCAGGACCUCCCCCUGAAAGUGAUACUUUGGAAGGAAUCGAGCCACUGAACGAGGAUGCCAUCAUUGGCAGCUAUCGUAACAAGACCCUGUGCCACAUCCCGGAUGACACCUGUGACUUUGCAAGGGCUGCCCAGCUUGCCUCCACCCCUUUCAGUGGGGGGCUCAGCCACAGGCCCUCCCCCGCCAUUGAGGGCGGCCUGACGGAGGACCUGUGUGCUUUAGCUCUGAGCACCGCAAAAGAAGUCCCAACCCCUACGGUCCCGCAGGCAGACUAUGAGGCCGCUCUAAGGGUGAAGAAGCUCAGCCCCAUCCUGGAAGCUAGCCUGGAAGAUGGUCGCUGCUCUGAGUCCUCAGCUUCCUCCUCCUCACUGAGUGGGAGCUCCUGUGUGAAGGCCAUGAAUCUCUCCAGCAGGCUGGAGUUGGGCUGCUCUGAGGUGGCCCAGGCUUAUGAGGCCCCUACAGCAGUAACUGUCACAGAAGGCCCUACCUGUGAAAAUGUGAGGAAGGAAGCUCUCUGUAAAAUCGACCUGUGCUCCUUUUCAAACUUCUGCUGGAAGCCAGAACCUUUGCCUGCUGUGAAUGAGAAUGAUAUCAUGUCUCCAGAGUACCUGCUCACAUGUGUGACUUACUUGGUUCUCUUAAAGGUCGACCAUCACCCCAUACCCUGGGAUUUCUAUAUUGACGCCCAGCUAAGGGGCCGACUGGGCUCAGACUCACACAAGUACAUCAAUGACCAGAGCAGCUGUUUCCUGUAUGAGGAUGGCUGCAUUACCCUCAGCUGGGGUCACUACCAGGGAACACUGCAGGAGUGUUUGUCCAGAUCUCCCCUUCAGCAGGACGUCAUUGCUCUUCUAGUGAUUGAUCUUUUGGAGCUGGUGCGGCAGAUGCACUCCUGCCACCUGGUUCAUGGGGACCUCCGCCCUGACACCUUGCUCCUGAGACACAGGUACUGUAAGGGCUGUGAGGAGGUGGAGACUGCGCUGAGGGUAAUGGAUUUCUCCUGCUCUCUGGACCUGGAUCUGCAGCCGGAGGUGACAUCGGUCCAAGGGCAUCCUGCAGCUCAGACCUACCUCAAGCAGGGCGUACUGUCCCCCUCUUCCAGUCCAUACCAGAUUGACCUCCUAGGUAUUGCAGAGACUGUGCACAUGAUGUUGGAAAAACGGAGUAUGAAUCUUGUGCACGUAGAUUCUGAAUGGAGACUCGCUGAGGAUUUGAAGACGGCCUCUGGAAACGUUGACGUUUGGCACAGUUUCUUCAGGAAGAUCCUGAACCCUGGGAACCAGUCCACUGUCUCUGUGCUGUCCGAACUGCAGCAGCUUGUGAAGAGGCAUUGCAGCUACAACAUUGAGGAUAAAAGGAACCUGCUGAGCUGCUCCUGGAUCAACCAGGCUGUUUUCCCUCGUGAAGUCGCAGAGCCGCGCAGUUGUCGCUGGAGCCAACAGGUCAGCUAA
Megalops cyprinoides (Indo-Pacific tarpon) is the source of this 3224-nucleotide messenger RNA. It is a transcript of the gene bub1bb, whose product is annotated as BUB1 mitotic checkpoint serine/threonine kinase Bb. Lineage: Eukaryota; Metazoa; Chordata; Actinopteri; Elopiformes; Megalopidae. The record is from RefSeq and is a predicted model, not a curated record. Gene Ontology annotation, biological process: meiotic sister chromatid cohesion, centromeric; protein phosphorylation; mitotic spindle assembly checkpoint signaling. The transcript has 23 exons. Bases 66 to 3224 code for a protein of 1052 amino acids. Gene Ontology annotation, molecular function: ATP binding; protein kinase activity.